AAACCUACUAGGUUUCUGCUUUGUAACUUCUCCGUCGCUGCAGUAGAGGGAAGAAAAGUGAGGAGACGAUGAAGACGAUCCUUUCUUCCGAGACGAUGGACAUUCCAGACGGCGUUGGCGUCAAGGUCAAUGCCAAGGUGAUCGAAGUGGAAGGACCAAGAGGCAAGCUCGUUCGCGACUUCAAGCAUCUCAACCUCGAUUUCCAGCUCAUCAAGGACGCAGAGACCGGCAAAAGGAAGCUCAAGAUCGACUCGUGGUUCGGUUCGCGCAAAUCGAGCGCCUCCAUUAGAACCGCUCUUAGCCACGUGGAUAACCUCAUAACCGGUGUUACGAGAGGUUUCCGGUACAAGAUGAGGUUCGUGUAUGCUCAUUUUCCCAUUAACGCUUCCAUCGGGGGUGAUAGCAAGUCCAUCGAGAUCCGUAACUUCCUUGGCGAGAAGAAGGUGAGGAAGGUAGAGAUGUUGGAUGGUGUAACCAUUGUUCGGUCGGAGAAAGUUAAGGAUGAGAUUGUUCUUGAUGGUAAUGACAUUGAGCUUGUCUCAAGGUCAUGCGCUCUUAUCAACCAGAAAUGUCACGUGAAGAAAAAGGAUAUCAGGAAGUUCCUUGAUGGUAUCUAUGCUAGCGAAAAGAGCAAGAUCGUUGAAGAGGAAUAGACAUAUUCUCGCUUUUUUUUUUUUUUUCUCGCUUUCUUUUUACAUCUUUUGUAUGUUUCCUAUAAUUUUGCGUACCAAAGUCCCUUCGGUGUUGCAGCAAAACCCAGCUAUCCCUUGUUAUUGUUACCUUUUGUAUGAGAUAAUAUUUACGUCGACCCAAA
This is a messenger RNA of Raphanus sativus (radish), 814 nucleotides long. RefSeq names its product 60S ribosomal protein L9-1. The transcript is spliced from 3 exons. Gene Ontology annotation, molecular function: rRNA binding; structural constituent of ribosome. Gene Ontology annotation, cellular component: cytosolic large ribosomal subunit; ribosome. NCBI's taxonomy places the organism in Eukaryota, Viridiplantae, Streptophyta, Magnoliopsida, Brassicales, Brassicaceae. Gene Ontology annotation, biological process: cytoplasmic translation. The coding region runs from base 69 to 653 and encodes 194 amino acids. The record is from RefSeq and is a predicted model, not a curated record.